Messenger RNA from Morchella importuna, 927 nucleotides. RefSeq lists its product as uncharacterized. The transcript is spliced from 3 exons. Bases 1 to 927 code for a protein of 308 amino acids. NCBI's taxonomy places the organism in Eukaryota, Fungi, Ascomycota, Pezizomycetes, Pezizales, Morchellaceae. The record is from RefSeq and is a predicted model, not a curated record.
AUGGACAAUGAAUUCACAACGCCGGCGCCCUUUAAGUUUGAUGAUAAAUGGCAAGAGUAUGUCGAAGCCUUUGUCGAGUUCAAAGAGAUACUGGGAAAACGAAUCGACAACUAUGGCUCGAUGAAUCCCCUUCACAAGGAUCUCGUCUGGUACAUGCUCUAUAACUGGCCGGGGUUCCACGUCUUACGUCUUUCCCGGAUUCUCCGCGUUGAAUCGCCAGCCGCCGUGGACAAGCUAAACUCUGCACUAUCGGAUCGGCAGUCACUCGAGUCUUUCGAUCUCCCCCGGUACGGGCUGAAAACAGCCAACAAACACAUCCAAAAGGAGGCCGUCAAGGAGGUCUACUCGCUAGUCAAAGCCUUCGUUGACGCCUUUGAUGAACAAUACGACCUCUUUUGUCAUGAGUUCCGCCGAGUCGAGCUUAACGACGACUUGAGGAGAUUGGUCAAAGAGGCCCAGCAAACCGGAACCAGACCUGCGGAAGACUUGAAGAGGCUUGAAGAUGAGGCUUGCAAGACGAGGGUCGAAAUCCGCAGGCAUGCGGAGCUAAUCGUGAGGCCCGGCUACGAAUCACCUUUCUCCAAGACUGAAGUGACCGAUAUACCCUCCGAGGCGAAUGAUAUGCGCCGCCGCAACGUGAAUAAUCUUGCACGAACGUGUAAAUCCUUUAGAAAAACGAUUGCUGAAUUCGACGAGGAGCAGGAGAGAAGAAGGGAGCUCCACAAGCGCAAGAAGGAGUUGGCUGAGAAAGAGUUGAAAAGGUUGAAUGAGGAGCUUUCAGACUCAGUGGAGCUUUUCCGAGACGCGUUUCGAGAAAAGUUUAGCUACUGGUUUAGCACAAAAUCAAAGGCACAGAAAAUGGAGGAAAGAGAGAGUAUUAAGCAAAGAACUCUCAUGCAUAAAAGGAAAUACGCAAAGGGCAAAUGA